GGAAAAGCUUCGUCACGAGUCUAGACCGAGAUUAGAACCUGUUCAUGGGUAGGAUAGGGAAGGGAAGGGAAGGGGGGUCAGCAACGAACCGUUUGAAGCUUGGACGGAGAUCGAACGGACGUGGGCCAACGUGGUUGAUUGCUUUAGUGGACUGAUCAUGCACUGCCACAGCUGAUACUACUAGUCGUAGUAGUAAGCUGAUACCUGUCUCUGGGAUUUUCUAGCUCAGUACCCACUCACUCUCUCUCUUCGCCCCCCCUCUACUCCAAAAUCACCCUCGAAUGAUGAAUCCUUUGAUUGCUGUUUCGGGUCAGGAUCGCCAAGGACACGCUUCCCCAACGUGCCCAUUAGAAUGCUGUUCCGACUCGAAAAAUACAUUGGCAAUAAUGCGCAGACAGCGUUACUUGCAGACAGUUAGGGCUCCGCUUCUCAAUUAUCUUAAUCACUCUCGAAGAAUGUGGAAAUCCAUGCCAAGGAAUACUUUUCCCAUUUGCGAAAUUGCGACCGCACAUGUCUGGACAUUUGACUUCCUUACUGUGCAAGAAUCUUUGCCCUUGUUUUCUUUUUUUUUCUUUUUCUCUUUCCCUCAUUACCAUCUGAUUGCGUCCCUCCUUCUGAAAAUGCGCCAAGUCAUGAAUAUGGGAUAAGAAUAUUGAUCACCAGUUUAAUGUUUACAUCUCUCACAUACUCUGGUUGUCACAGACCUUGUUAUGCUUCGUUGACGACGUGAAUUUGAGCCCUGGUCCUUUAAUCAAACGACGAGCCUUCUAAUUGCUAGGAAGAACUUCUAAGUUACGCCUCGUUCGCGUUGCGGGUUUGCCUGCAGAAGUCAGGAGCUUGACUCGUCGAAAGGGGCGUUUUUUUUUAUGCCGGGGUAACCGAAAUUGAGAUGGCCCUGAAAAAGCAAAUCUGCUUCUUUUUCUUUUCUUUUUUCUUUUUUU
Messenger RNA from Aspergillus pseudotamarii, 941 nucleotides. RefSeq lists its product as uncharacterized. Bases 282 to 647 code for a protein of 121 amino acids. NCBI's taxonomy places the organism in Eukaryota, Fungi, Ascomycota, Eurotiomycetes, Eurotiales, Aspergillaceae. The transcript has a single exon. The record is from RefSeq and is a predicted model, not a curated record.